AUGGCGACGCUUUCGAAGGUGGUCCUGCAGACAACCCAACGGGUGGUCCUGCGAGUGACCGUGCAGAUGAUCGUAGAGGCAUUGUGCCUCCUGACUACAGUCGGGAUGAUAUUCCGGAGGGCAUCUCGUAUCCUGCUCGCGAUCCUGGAGGUGGUCGAGGAGAUAUUCAACAUUCUGCUGGUGGCCAUGGAGUGGGGCUUGAGGUCACUCUGUAUCCUGAAUAUGCUCUUCCAACGCUACCUGGAGUUCCAGCUCGAGGAUCCGCGUCAAUCCCGCACCCAGGGCCCCAUCCAGGAUGCAGCAAAUCUCCGGGGACGCCUCCAGGAUCCGCGCCAAUACCGCACCCAGGGCCCCAUCCAGGAUGCAGCAAACCUCCGGGGACACCUCCAGGAUCCGCGUCAAUCCCGCACCCAGGGCCACAUCCAGGAUGCAGCAAACCUCCGGGGACGCCUCCAGAUUGUCCAUGAAUUCCGCACCGAGAGCCCCACCCAGGAUGCAGCAAACCUCCGGGGACGCCUCCAGGUUCUCCAUCAAUACCGCUCCGAGAGCCCCAUCCAGGAUGCAGCAAACCUCCGGGGACACCCCGAGGUUAUCCAUCAAUACCGCUCCGAGAGACCCAUCCAGGAUGCAGCAAACCUCCGGGGACACCCCGAGGUGAUCCAUCAAUACCGCUCCGAGAGCCCCAUCCAGGAUGCAGCAAACCUCCGGGGACACCCCGAGGUGAUCCAUCAAUACCGCUCCGAGAGACCCAUCCAGGAUGCAGCAAACCUCCGGGGACACCCCGAGGUUAUCCAUCAAUACCGCUCCGAGAGCCCCAGCCAGGAAGCAGCAAACCUCCGGGGACACCUCGAGGUUCUCCGUCUAUUCCGCUCCCAGAGCCCCAGCCAGGAAGCAGCAAACCUCCGGGGACACCUCGAGGUUCUCCGUCUAUUCCGCUCCCAGAGCCCCAUCCAGGAAGCAGCAAACCUCCAGGGACACCUCCAGGGUGCUUGA
Messenger RNA from Fonsecaea erecta, 993 nucleotides. RefSeq lists its product as hypothetical. The coding region runs from base 1 to 993 and encodes 330 amino acids. The record is from RefSeq and is a predicted model, not a curated record. NCBI's taxonomy places the organism in Eukaryota, Fungi, Ascomycota, Eurotiomycetes, Chaetothyriales, Herpotrichiellaceae. The transcript has a single exon.